CUUUUUUAACCAUUUUGUUAUUACAUUUUUGGUGUUGGCGGGAGGCCAUAGUCAUCUGGUUCCUUGCGGACCCUAAUUUCCAUUGUUCUUAGUUCCAAGUUUUACAAGGAUUCCAUUCUGAGCUUUCUUUGAGCGGAUUUCCUGAACAAUCUUCUGCUUUUUCUUUCUCUCCAUAGCUUCAGCUCAACAAUUUUCCCUUCAAUUUCGCCUCCCUUAUGCAAAGCUCCUUCAACCCACUCUCAAAUUCCCUUCAAUUUCCCCGCCCAUGGACUCUCAGGCCCAGAUUCUGCUCCACUCCUCCAACUCUUGCCACCUCUUUCAGAACUUGCUACAGAGCCGACGAGGGCAUCGAUGAUGGACCCGGGCCCAGCGCCCCCCUUCGUUUGCCCCUCCUGCUCCGGAGGUCCGGUAGGGUUUCUCAGUACGUGUGGGAUGGGUCUUGCCUACAGUUGGUCGGUGUUGAUGGUGCCGCCUCCUCUGAUUCUUCUGAUUUCGAUGAUGGGUUUCGAACUUUGUGCACAGCCUGUGGUUUGGCUGUUAAAGAUUUUUUCAUUCCGAAGAAUGUCAGUGAGCAUUAUGUAUGUUAUGUAAAAUGGAAGCUGUUGCAUCGGGUUUUCAGUUCUGCGCUCCAGGUUAUUGCUACUCAGGCAAUGUUUCGGGCUAUAGGAGUUGGCCACACGCGUUCGCUAGCAUCUGCAGCAGCCCUUAAUUGGGUCUUGAAGGAUGGACUUGGACGGUUAAGCCGGUGCAUUUACACUGCUAGCAUAGCAUCUGCAUUUGAUACGAAUUUGAAGAGAGUCAGGUUCUUGACCGCUGUUCUGUUCAGUUUAAGCAUUGCAGUUGAGUUGCUGACACCGGCGUUUCCUCAGUACUUCUUGCUUCUUGCAUCAAUUGCGAACAUUGUGAAGCAAAUAAGUCUUGGAUGCUACUUAUCAACUGCUUCUGCAGUUCAUAGAAGUUUUGCAGUGGCAGAUAACCUUGGUGAAGUUUCUGCUAAGGCACAGAUUCAAUCAGUGUGCUUUGAUAAUCUCGGUCUUGUACUUGCCGCACUUCUGAACUUCUUGUCCAAAAAUGAUCAAAGAUUGCAAUCAGCUUUACCUUUUGUGGUUUACCCCAUUUUUGCUGCAAUGGAUCUUUUUGGAACAUAUCAGGGGCUUAAACAUGUCCAUUUGCAAACUCUAACGAAGGAUAGACUCGAGAUAAUAUUAAGUACUUGGAUCGAGCGAGGAUACGUGCCCACGCCUGCAGAAGUAAGUGAGAUGGAAGGAAUUGAUUUACUAUGCAGAAAGGGUAAGGUUUCAUGGCCAAUCAGAAUAGGUUGCUUGAAUCUGGAGUCUCAAGUACCAAAAUUGUCAAUGCUGGCAAUGCGUUGUGUGUCUAACAAGGACUACUAUUUUAUAUGCAUGGAUGUCUUCUGCAGAGGUUUAACAACAAAUAGACACGGUAUCCUUCUCUGUCUCCGGGAAGGGGCUCGCGCAGCAGACAUCAUCACGGGUUUAUUGCAGGCAUGUUUUAUCCGCAAAGCGAUUGUAUCGAAGGCGAGAAUUUGGGAAGAGGAAAUUGUGAAAGGUAUUGAUUUGUCAGAUGGAAUGUGCAAGGAGUGGGUGAAUUUGGUUGAGGAUAGCAAGAAAUAUGCAGAAGAAAAUGGUUGCUUUUUGAUUCAGCAAAUGCCAAGCUUAGGAUGGGCAGUUAAGAAUGUUCUGCUGAGUACAAAUGAGCAAAUACGAUACAGUUUUGUUAAUGACUGAAUGAUUAUCCAUACAGUGGGGUUUCAAGCCAUACCAAUUACAAAAUCAACCAUUUUUUUUAGGCCCAUACAAGGGUACUUUAGGGAUGCAUUUAGGAUUUGCUAGUUCUAAUUUUAUUUUAUUAUAGUAAUUUGUUCACACAAUUUUACAAGUAAAUAAAGUUAUGGAACAAAUAUUAAUUUUAUUGAUA
Momordica charantia (bitter melon) is the source of this 1938-nucleotide messenger RNA. RefSeq names its product root UVB sensitive protein (Protein of unknown function, DUF647) (gene RUS4). The record is from RefSeq and is a predicted model, not a curated record. Lineage: Eukaryota; Viridiplantae; Streptophyta; Magnoliopsida; Cucurbitales; Cucurbitaceae.